AUGGCACUCCGCGCCCUCGACAUUGGGCGAGCAUCAGGUCGCCUCCUUAUAAACUCACGUUUCAACCACUCCGUCCUUCCUCACCGCAUGCUUCCCCGCACACUUCCCCGAACUCUUUCUUCCGCGUACUCAACGGGGCCGUCAAGGACAUACGCUGCCCUCCGCCAGCUGCACUACUCUGCACCAACCGCCCGUGCGCCCGUCCCCAAUCCCCAAUCACCCCUUGUUCCAGGCCGCGGUACCGGGACAAACGCGACUAGCGGGAGUAGUGGCGAUGGCAAGAAGAAGAAUCCGCAUUACGGACUGUGGUAUGGCGAGUUGUUUCCUGGAGCCAUGAUGCCAAUCUUCCUUCUAGCAACGGCAAUCUUCCUGUCCCUCUCGCUGCUCCGCACGCACUUGAGUAACAAUCGUGCUCUCGUCGAGAGCGCCGAGCGCAUCCAGCAGCUCGAGAUCCAGCUUGCGCGGUUACGUGCCGAGGCCAAGCGCCGCCAGGAACGUGCAAGGAGAGAGCGCGAGCGAAUCCUGCCGAUUGUGGUGGAGCGUGUGCUGCAGCGUGUGGGGGCGAUGAACCCAGAGGAGGAAGUCGAGGUCGAGGAGGAGGUGCUGCUGGUCUAG
Molecule: messenger RNA, 615 nt
Organism: Cutaneotrichosporon cavernicola
Lineage: Eukaryota; Fungi; Basidiomycota; Tremellomycetes; Trichosporonales; Trichosporonaceae
Exons: 2
Coding region: 1-615 (204 amino acids)
Source: RefSeq, a predicted model, not a curated record